Messenger RNA from Paramecium octaurelia, 1008 nucleotides. The record is from the annotation of a GenBank genome assembly. NCBI's taxonomy places the organism in Eukaryota, Ciliophora, Oligohymenophorea, Peniculida, Parameciidae.
AAAUGGAUAUCGAUAAAUACCUAGAAACACUCAAAAAUGCAAGGUGUUUGACUGAGAGAGAUGUGCGAUUAGUUUGUGAGCAUGCAAAGGAGAUUUUUAUAGAAGAAUCAAAUGUUCAUUAAGUGAAAGCUCCAGUAAUAAUUUGUGGAGACAUUCAUGGGCAGUUCUUUGAUUUGUUAGAGCUAUUUAAUAAGGGAGGAUAGGUACCAAAUGCCAACUAUAUAUUUAUUGGGGAUUUUGUUGAUCGUGGGUAUUGUAGGUUUUUGAUUGUAGAUACAAUUCUGUAGAGACAUUCGAGUAUUUGCUUUGUUUGAAACUUAAAUACCCAGACAACAUUACAUUAUUGAGAGGAAAUCACGAAUCAAGACAAAUUACUUAAGUUUAUGGUUUCUAUGAUGAAAUUGUGAGAAAGUAUGGCAAUGCAAAUCCUUGGCGAUAUUUUACAGAUGUUUUUGACUAUCUUCCUUUGGGAGCUCUCGUAGAUGGAAAGGUCUUGUGUGUUCAUGGAGGACUUUCUCCAGAAUUAAGAACAAUCGAUUAAAUAAGAACAAUAGGUAAGGAUGAUUGAAAUACUGUAAUUAGAUCGUAAAACUGAAAUUCCUCAUGAAGGUCCAUUCUGUGAUUUGAUGUGGUCAGAUCCAGAAGAAGUAGAUACUUGGGCAUUAAAUACCAGAGGAGCAGGUUGGAUAUUUGGUAAAAAGGUGACACAUGAUUUUAAUCAUAUUAAUGGCUUAGAAUUAAUUGCUCGUGCACAUCAAUUAGUUUAAGAUGGCUACUAAUACUGGUUUGAGGUAAGACCAUAGUUUAUCAUAGGAAUAACUGGUAACAGUAUGGUCAGCCCCAAAUUAUUGCUACAGAUGUGGUAAUGCAGCAUCUAUGCUUUCUCUUGAUGAAAAUUUGAAAAGAGACUUUGUAAUGUUCAAAGAAGUCCCAGAAUCUGCUAAUAGUCAACCACCCAAAAAUGUAUUACCAUAUUUCUUAUGAAAUAUAUAUUGACAUUUAAAAUAC